AUGGCCCCUCCUCCGGAUUACAGACGUGAAGUGAGCGUGCAGAGGCGGGCACUCCUCGGCUUGCUUCCCGAUGGCGACGACUCGUCUUCCUCCACCCGGGCCGCUACUGUAGCCAAUGCGGCUGCUACGCCAGACGAUGGUGGUGGUGGUCUUGUCGGUGGCCUGACCAGUGCAGUUGACGGCCUGACUAGUGCAGUCGGAGGCUUGACGAGCAUCGGUGCGACUCCCACGUCGUCCAGCUCUUCAUCAUCUUCUUCAACAACUAGUAGCUCGACCAGGUCCUCGACCACGUCCAGCUCAACCACGUCUUCUUCCACUUCAACAUCUUCGUCUUCGUCAACGACGACCUCUUCUUCAGUUGUAAGCACUUCCACCUCCGCGCAAACCCAAUCAACAACACCAAUACCUCAGUCGAUCUCGCAGGACGAGACACCAACGACAAUCCUCAGCACGUCCGGUGACUCAGUUUUCACCGUUACGUCUUUCGCAGAUGCCCCUCAGGCAUCUGCAACUGAAUCGCAAACUGCGACUGCACCAGGCACACAAAAGUCGUUUUUGCAGAAUAAACCACUAUCGGGGACGAUCUUCGCGUUAGCGGGACUCGUAGCACUGAUUUUACUCGUGGUGGUUAGUACAUGGGCGAUUCGGAGGCGCAGGAAGAAUCGCUUGGAACGUGAGGCGGAGAACUUUGGGGCUGGGUUCUGGCCGAAUCCUGACCCGGAUGGAUUAGGUACUGGUGGUGGUAGUGUAGGAGGUGGUGGUGAGAAACUUGCGAGGACGCCGUCGGGACGGACGGCGGCGAGUGAUGAGGCGCUUAUGGGGUAUGGACAUCGGCGUCAGUUGAGUGAUGGGACAAUUGAUCAGAGACCCCCACCUCCGCCAACAAAGAACCCUGCGGGGGUGGGUGCGUUCAAUCCCCUUCCUGCACCACCUGCUCGAGGUCCACCGCUUAUGCAAGGAUAUACGUACGAGAGUCCGUACGCUACGUACCAACAACCGGCAUACAUGGCUCCAUCCCAGUCUCAGACUCAACAGCAACAGGCACUUCAGCGGAACGCGACGAACGGAAGUAACUGGUCUGGCUCGACGUUCGGUCAACAGCAUGGCGGCGGAGGUGCUCAGGCUCCGAUGCCGAAUGUGCAAGCUCAACAACAGCAACCGGUGCGCGCGUCGUCGGGCUCAGAUGCGUAUGCGGACUAUGCGUUCGCGACGGGUCCUGGACAACAAGGAGCCGGUCCGCGGAACUUGAUGAUUGCGAAUGUUUGA
Fomitiporia mediterranea MF3/22 is the source of this 1266-nucleotide messenger RNA. RefSeq lists its product as uncharacterized. The record is from RefSeq and is a predicted model, not a curated record. NCBI's taxonomy places the organism in Eukaryota, Fungi, Basidiomycota, Agaricomycetes, Hymenochaetales, Hymenochaetaceae. The coding region runs from base 1 to 1266 and encodes 421 amino acids. The transcript is spliced from 4 exons.